Messenger RNA from Macrosteles quadrilineatus (aster leafhopper), 718 nucleotides. Its product is annotated as peptidyl-prolyl cis-trans isomerase NIMA-interacting 4. The coding region runs from base 202 to 591 and encodes 129 amino acids. Gene Ontology annotation, molecular function: peptidyl-prolyl cis-trans isomerase activity; DNA binding. Lineage: Eukaryota; Metazoa; Arthropoda; Insecta; Hemiptera; Cicadellidae. The transcript has 4 exons. The record is from RefSeq and is a predicted model, not a curated record. Gene Ontology annotation, biological process: rRNA processing.
UAAGAACAAGAAGAAGAAACCCUUCUUUCUAAAUGUAAACAAACACUAAACAACAGAAACAGUUCAAGUUCAACACCAACCAGUUGUUGUUGUUGCUGUAGGAUAGCAUUGAGGUUAUAAUAAGCAUACUUCAAAACCUAGCCUUUAUCGUUUUAAUUUACUUAUAAGCUCUCAGUUUUGUAUAAAAUUAUAGUCUCUGCUAUGCCCCCAAAGAAAUCAGAAGGGGCAAAAGGUGGAGGUAAAGCGAAAGAUAAGGAUGAAGCAAGUUCCAAAGGAGGCAAGGAGAAGAAAGGUGGCACAGCAGUCAAAGUAAGAUAUGCCUUAAUUUGUGAAAAACAGUCUAAGGCUUUAGAAGCAUUAGAGAAAAUAAAAUCUGGAAUGAAAUUCAAUGAAGUUGCUGCACAGUACAGUGAAGACAAAGCCAGACAAGGGGGAGACCUGGGCUGGAUGACGAGAGGUUCAAUGGUCGGGCCGUUCCAGGACGCUGCGUUUGAUCUGCCAGUGUCAUCCUUAGCGUCACCAGUCUACACAGAUCCUCCAGUCAAAACAAAGUUCGGAUAUCACAUUAUAAUGGUGGAAGGGAAGAAAUGAAAUAUCUUAGUGUUUGUAAAUAAAGUAAUUUAAUAUCAUGAUUGUAUUUUACAGAUUCAAGGAGACAGUCCAUUUAUACCCUUAAAAUAUUUUAAAUAAACUUUUUUCUAAAUGUGGUUUUUAACAA